This is a messenger RNA of Maniola jurtina (meadow brown), 561 nucleotides long. RefSeq names its product neuropeptide IMFamide (gene IMFa). The transcript is spliced from 3 exons. The coding region runs from base 101 to 328 and encodes 75 amino acids. Lineage: Eukaryota; Metazoa; Arthropoda; Insecta; Lepidoptera; Nymphalidae. The record is from RefSeq and is a predicted model, not a curated record.
UCAACUUUCUAUAAAACCUGCCGCACCAUCCUACCCAACAUCAGUUGUAUUCACGUCUCCUAUAGUGAUACCAGCUCUUAAGCUUCCACCGAAAAACAAGAUGUUCCGUGCACUGGUGAGGCUGUCUGCUGCUGUAGCUGUCGUAGCAAUCUUACUUUGCCUUGUAGGCAAUACCGAAGCGAACUAUAAGAACGCCCCCAUGAACGGCAUCAUGUUUGGGAAGAGGGGACCUACGGAAUACGAUUCCAGGGGAAAGACUUUCACCGCCCUGUGUGAAAUAGCUACGGAAGCCUGCCAAACUUGGUUCCCGUCUCAAGAAAACAAAUGAGAAACCUCUACCCCAGCUAAUAACAAAGAAUAAACCUAACUAUCAUAGUUAUAUUGUUUAUGAAUAUUAUGUAAUCGCAAAUAUCGAAAAAAUAAUUAAAAAAUCAGACUUAAAAAUGCUUUAAAAUAGUUACCAUAAAUGACAAUGAAAUUAAUAAUGUUUUGCAACAAUGUCUAGUUUUUAUUAUAAUAUAUUUAGAAUUUAGCAAAUGAUAAAUAAAGAUGUGAAUAAAA